Molecule: messenger RNA, 1386 nt
Organism: Purpureocillium lilacinum
Lineage: Eukaryota; Fungi; Ascomycota; Sordariomycetes; Hypocreales; Ophiocordycipitaceae
Molecular function (GO): FAD binding; oxidoreductase activity
Source: RefSeq, a predicted model, not a curated record
AUGACGGAAAUUGAAGCCCUUUUCUGCCAGGCCGGCAUCCCGUACUCGACGCCAACAUCGGCGGACUUCGAUGCACUCCUCUCCAAUUUCAGCGGCAAUCACCUCGACGGCAAGCCAAGCCUCAUCACCACCCCAGAGACGGAGCAGCAUGUCGCUGCUAUAGUGUCGGCCUGCGUCGCCAAUCGUGUCGAAUUCGUGGUUCGCGGCGGCGGUCACGAUGCCUUUGGGCGCUCGACCGUCGCUAAUGGCGUCACGAUUGAUCUCCGCAAGCUCUCUUCCGUCGCCGUCUCUCAGGACAGGCAAACGGCCCGGAUCGGCGGCGGCGCAACGUCUGUCCAAGUCUUGACCGCGCUGGCCCCCCAAGGGCUGCAGGCGCCCGUCGGGACGUGCGGCAUGGUUGGCUACGCCGGCUGGUGCCUCGUCGCUGGCUUUGGGCCCUAUAUGCAUUCGUAUGGAAUCGGAACAGACCAAAUCGUAGGAGCGCGUGUGGUCACUGCCGAUGGUACGGUGGUGGACGCCGAUGCGGACAUGCUCAAAGGGCUGCGAGGCGGCGGAAGCAAUCUCGGAGUCGUGGUUGAGCUGACAGUCAAGGUGUAUCCUUUCGAGAAUAUACAAGCCGGCAUGUUGAUGUUUGAGUCGAGUGACAUUGAAAAGACGCUCACCACCUUCUUGCCCAAAUACGCCGAGCUUUUCGUCCAAGGAAGCACCCUGCCGCGCAAAUUUUACACGAUGCCGGUUGUCAUCACUCCGCCUGGCAUGAGCACCACGCUUUGCUGUUUCGUGGUCUACAACGGCCCCGCGAGUGACGAGUCCCAGGCCCUGACUGAACGCAUCGCGAGCCUUGCGCCCCUCAUGCCAGGAACGCCGCCUCCAGACGUUGCGGUCGCCACGACAUCGGCCCUCGAGUUUGCGCGGCGACUGAUGGACAUGUUUCCGAAGCAGCUCCAAGGGCGCAGCCAAACCGCCAGCGUGACGCACUUUUCCCCAGAUGUCGUUGGCUGCCUGGCGCGCGGCAUGGGCAAAAAGCCGAGCACGUCCAACGGCGGCAUCAUCGUACAGCAGAUGCGUUCCGACUGUCCCUCUUGCGGACCCGACGUCCCCGAGUCGGUCUGUCCCUAUCGCAAGCCGCACAUCACCUUUGAGAUCCUGGGCACAGGGCCGGACGACGAAGCGGCAGAGGCCGCCAUGGCAUGGGCGCUGGAGACGCGCAAUGAGCUGAUGGGGCUCCCGGACGCGGUGAAGAGCACGUACAUUGCGACCACGUCGCCCGAGUGCCUAAAUGUGGCGGACAUAUUUGGAGACAAGCUCGAGGAGCUCCGACGCCUCAAGCAGCGGUAUGAUCCGAAGGGGGUCUUCAAGAACACGAUUCCCCGGCUGGCGGACUAG